Molecule: messenger RNA, 1344 nt
Organism: Linnemannia hyalina
Lineage: Eukaryota; Fungi; Mortierellomycota; Mortierellomycetes; Mortierellales; Mortierellaceae
Source: the annotation of a GenBank genome assembly
AUGGCCGAGCAGGACACCAUCACCGUCUCAGAGUACAUCGCCGAGCAGGAGCGUCUCGAGCAGGAGGCGCGCGAACUGUUUCCCAAGAAGUUUGACAUGGUAAAUGCGGGAUACGUGAGACAGACCGUCUACUCUUGUCUGACCUGCAACCCCAACCCAUCUGAAGAAUCAGGGUUCUGUUACUCUUGUAGUAUCUCCUGCCACGGCGACCACAACCUUGUCGAGCUCUUCACCAAGCGGGCGUUUCGAUGUGACUGCGGCACAGAAAAGUUCAAGGACGUCAAGUGUACACUCGACGCCAAGCCCACUGGAGCUGUCAACGAGUUGAAUCAGUACAACCACAACUUCCUUGGACGUUUUUGUUGGUGCGAUGUCCAGUACGACCCACACAAGGAAGAGAGCACAAUGCUGCAGUGCGUCAUUUGCGAGGACUGGUUCCAUGACAGCUGCAUCGGCAUUACCCCACAUGGAGACGACUUUGAUGACUUCAUUUGCAGGACGUGUACAAAGGACCACCCCUUCCUCAAAAGAUAUUUACACCACCCCUCGUUUAUGAUUGGUCUCUCCGAGAAAGGUGGCGGACCAAAAUCAGUCGUCAUGGUAGACAGCUCCAAGGCACCUGGCAAUACCAAGGAUGCCAUGAUCAAGGAAGAUGUCAAGACUGCAUUGUCUGAUUCAUUGGUGGAUAUUGUUUCGACAGAGGAGGACAAGACAACCGUUACGACGAGCACCACGACCACAUCCACAUCUGUCACCACUUCUACUAUGAUCGCAGAGAGCAGCACUACGACGGUUGUUGCAACUACGGAUUCAGUUGUUGAGAGUCAGGAAGAGAAGGUUGUCAAGGGGAAGCGCUCGCUUGAGUCAACCGCAAUCAGCAACAGCGACGAAACAAAGGACUUGAACAAGCGGAUCAAACUAGAUGUCGAGGCUAACUCUGACAGUACCAUUUGCAAGCUGGACCAACAACCCACAGACCCCUACCCGGAUCAGGAAGUAAACCUCUUUGCGACCGAGGGCUGGCGCGACCUACUCUGCCAAUGCACUUCUUGCAUGACUAUGUACACAAAGGAGGGCGUCGCGUCGUUUAUUUUGGGAGAGGAGGCUGUCUAUGAGGCUGAGGACGAUGACGAAGCCGAGUCGUCAACGCUCGAGAGUGGUAUGAAGAAGCUGGGAGAGAUGGAUCGCGUCCAAAUGAUGGACGGAAUGAUGGCCUACAACCGGAUGCGGGACGAGGUCCGAGCUUUCCUUGAGCCAUACUCCCAGCAGGGUAAGGUCGUUACCGAGAGCGACAUUCAUGCCUUCUUUGCAGUAAGUGAGCCUGUUUCUUUUGGAGAUCGGUAG